Cricetulus griseus (Chinese hamster) is the source of this 1792-nucleotide messenger RNA. The record is from RefSeq and is a predicted model, not a curated record. NCBI's taxonomy places the organism in Eukaryota, Metazoa, Chordata, Mammalia, Rodentia, Cricetidae.
UUGUGUGUUUUCCACCUCCCAGGUACUGAUAACCAUGGCAUCCCUGUGGCUGCUCAGAGUUCCCUUCCUGUGUGCCCUGCUCUGGACCUCUUGUACUCCAGGUACCAGGGCCCAUGAGCCUGGGGCCGGCAGCCAUCACAGCAGUGUGGGCCUGGACAAGAGCACAGUGCAUGACCAAGAGCAUAUCAUGGAACAUCUAGAAGGUGUCAUCGACAAACCAGAGACAGAGAUGUCCCCUCAAGAACUGCAGCUCCACUAUUUCAAAAUGCAUGAUUAUGAUGGCAACGAUUUGCUUGAUGGCUUAGAACUGUCCACGGCCAUCACUCAUGUCCAUAAGGAGGAGGGGAGUGAUCAGGCACCAGUAAUGAGUGAAGACGAACUGAUUAACAUAAUAGAUGGCGUUUUGAGAGACGAUGACAAGAACAAUGAUGGAUACAUCGACUAUGCUGAAUUCGCAAAGUCACUGCAGUAGAUGUUAUUUGGCGCUUUAGUUAUAUGCAAAUGUGACCCUUGAUAAUGUGAUGGGACGUGUCUGGUAAUGCAAAACAACUCUUUCCGUCUACUGCUACACACUUGGGUAAGAUCCUGUGGCAGUUUGUUACACUGGGGUGGGGAAAAAGCCAAAAGGAAUACCGAGAGGACAAGUGAAUGGGACAUGCCCUCUCAGUCCCCGAGUGCUUUUAAGCUUGUGGGACUGGAGCUGGAUAAGAAUCUUCAGAAGGGUGUUGGAUAUUAUUCCCAGGCUCUCAGGAACUGGACUGCAGAUUGCCACUCUAAUUUCUUGAUGUUAAUUCAUGCUACCUGAAAUGUAAAGACAAUAUGCUUUGCCAAGUGGACCCACUUUUCAGUAAUAGUGGAAGGACAGUGUGAAAGCCACAUGUUCUCCCUGGUGGGUCCCAUCUCCAGGUAGAUGUGGUCAGUGUUCUGUUCCCCUGGCAUACAGUAUCACAGCAUCACUUGCUCUGGGCAAGGGGCUGUAUACAAGUGUAUAUUAAAGCCACAGCAUAAGAAGAAUGUCACUUAUGGAGUUCAGCCGGAUGCAGAGUCUCUCUAAGAUUCUCUAUCCACUGGCAUUUUGCGGAUGAGGUACCACUGACCUAAAUAAUUAGCCUUUUUCAGUUCUUCAGUAUUUUAUAUUACUCCUGUCAUACCCAAGCUGGGAAUGACCUUGAAUUUGAGAGUGUUCUCUGAUCAAUUUCCACUAUUUUCCCGGUCCUUGUAUUUCAUCCUUGCUCCCAGGGUUCCCUGUAUGGUGUAUCAGCUAUUGAUUUGAUAUUGCAGGUUUAAACCAUCAGCUAGCCUGAUGGUCUAGCCUGAGUCAGAGCCUAAAAGAUCAGCCACUCAGAAUGGUGACUAACCUCAUCCCAAGUUUGGAAGGAAUGUUUAAAAAUUACCUCUUCAGUCUGAAUUUGAGAAUUCUUUUCCUUUCAGGGAAAAUCAGAAAAGGAAGCCUAAAACCCUUUAGCAUUGUGAAUCUUAGUAGUAGCUGAAAGAGAAGCAGCCUUGGGGUAUAAUUUGCUUUGCAGGAUGUAAUAGACAUACUAUAGAAUUGAAUCCAGAAUGAUGGCAGGAUGGGAAGAAGAAGCUGAAUCAAAUUUGCUUUAAGACGUAUAGAGACUUAUUUUCUUUAUUAAAGUAUUCUUGUAAGAAAACUUAUGUAUUUGUGAGACAGUUUCCUGUGUCAAGUAUUUGUGCAAUCAGAGCUGACUUGUAAACUAUUCUUGUAAUAUCUCAUUAUUUUGGAAGAUUUAUAUAAUGAACUAUCUGACAAUAAAAUGGAUAAAAAGAUAAA